Messenger RNA from Meloidogyne enterolobii, 402 nucleotides. The record is from the annotation of a GenBank genome assembly. Lineage: Eukaryota; Metazoa; Nematoda; Chromadorea; Rhabditida; Meloidogynidae.
AUGCGUGGAGGAGAUGAUAGAAUAUUAAGUAGACAUUUGGCAAGUGAUCGAUCUACUGGGUCUUUUCGUGGAAAUUCUGAAAAUUUUGGUUUUGGCGGAAAUUCUUUUUUUGACGGUCUUCACCCAAAUCGAAAUUCAAUGGGAAAUUCAUCAUUAAGACGUUCAAUGCCUUCAGUAAAUAAUGAUAAUGAAAAAAUAAUAAAUACUAAAGAAGAAAGAGGGGAUAAACAACAAUUAAAUAUAAACAACAGACAUGCAAGUUUUUGUUUGGAUACUGAAAGUUCUGAAAGAAAAGUAGUUGAUGGAUUGGGGGCUUUGGCUUUUGGUGGUGGAAAUAAAAAAGAAAAUAAUAAAUCUGAAAAAAUGUUAGAGAAUUUAUUUAUACAGUUGGGAUAUGACUAA